UCUAUUCGUCCGAAAAAAUCCUCUCCGAACCCAUUAUCUUCCAAGGGACCAAGAAUCAAACGUGGGCUCAUCAGCUGUAGCACUCUCCCUCAUGUGCCCUUGAUUGCUCGUCUGCUGUCGGCGGUCAGGUACUGUUUUGUAGCAGCGACGUCUUCUAUCAGGUUAGGUCAUAGGGCACCCAAUGCUUGGUGGGUAUGUCUCAUUCAUGCAUUCGUUCACUUCCAGCUCGGAAGAAGAAGUUUGGUUUAGGCCUCCCCCAUAAUCCACUUAAGAGUAACACUAACUUGGUCCCCAACUUGUACGCAGAGAGACACAGGCACCCAACUAAAUUUGGAUCGUUUACCACUGCCUUUUUAAAUCGGAUUCGUAUACCAUCCUUGGGUUGGGUUCAGUGGAGGUCAAUCUCAAUCUUGCAUCCUUGUAUCCUUCAGGCUACAGGGGAACUUUGCACGCUACCCACUAAUGAACUGUCUGAUUCUGAUUCGUCCAAUGAUGCAAUUGGUCAUUUGGAGGAAUCCCAUGUUGAUUCUGAUGGGGAUGUUACUACCAAGACAAUUAGGAGGGUCUACCAAACACCAGUGGAUUUCACCAAAGUGAACAAGAAUCUGCUUCCAACUGUAGUUCUUAUUGGGCGUCCAAAUGUGGGCAAGUCAGCUUUGUUUAAUCGUUUAAUCCGGAGGCGGGAGGCUCUUGUCUACAAUACACCAUAUGAUCAUGUUACUCGUGACAUAAGAGAAGGCAUUGCAAAAUUGGGUGAUCUACGAUUUAAAGUUUUGGACUCGGCUGGCUUAGAAACGGCAGCAUCUUCUGGGUCUAUUCUUGACAGAACAUCAGGAAUGACUGCAAGUGUUCUUGCAAGAUGUCAGUUUGCUGUUUUCCUAAUAGAUGUGAGAGCUGGACUGCACCCCCUUGAUCUGGAGGUUGGAAGGUGGUUGCGCAAACAUGCACCUGGAACCAAUCUUGUAGUUGCCAUGAAUAAAUCCGAAUCACUUCUUGAUGGUAGUGGCUCUCUUAUGGCAGCUGCUGCUGAAACUUAUAGGUUAGGAUUUGGUGACCCUAUUGCCAUAUCAGCUGAGACUGGGCUAGGUAUGCAAGAUCUCUAUGGGAGUCUAAAGCCUAAGCUUGAGGACUAUAUGCUCCAAGUAUUAAACAAUGAACAAGGCACUGAAGAGACUAAUUUCAGUGAGGACGGCAGCUCCUGUGAGCUUGAGGAUAGUAAGUUGCAAUUACAGUUAGCAAUUGUAGGAAGACCCAAUGUUGGGAAGUCAACCUUGCUGAAUACAUUGCUACAAGAAGAACGGGUGCUGGUGGGUCCAGAAGCCGGUUUGACAAGAGAUUCAAUUAGAGCUCAGUUUGAAUUUCAAGGGAGAACGAUAUACCUGGUCGACACUGCAGGUUGGUUGCAGAGAACAAAAAUGGAGAAAGGACCAGCAUCCUUGAGCAUUGUGCAGACAAGAAAGAGUCUAAUGAGAGCUCAUGUAAUCGCUCUGGUCCUUGAUGCAGAAGAGAUUGCAAAUUCUAGAAGAAGUUUGAAGCAUGAUGAAGUAGUUAUAGCAAGACAGGCAGUUGAAGAAGGCCGUGGCUUGGUUGUAGUUGUGAACAAGAUGGAUCUAUUAAGAGGGAAGCAAUUAUAUGACAAGGUUAUGGAAGCUGUGCCCCAAGAAAUUCAGACCAUUAUGCCCCAGGUGACUGGGAUACCAAUUGUAUUCAUAUCAGCGUUGGAGGGAAGGGGUCAUGCAGCUGUCAUGCACCAGGUUAUUGAUACAUAUGAAAAAUGGUGUUCAAGAUUGUCAACAGCUCGUCUUAAUCGUUGGUUGCGUAAGGUUAUGAGCAGGCAUUCUUGGAAAGAUCAGGCUGCUCAACCCAAGGUUAAGUAUUUUACACAGGUGAAGGCCCGACCACCCACUUUUGUUGCCUUUGUGAGUGGGAAGAAAGAGCUCUCAGAAACAGACAUCAGGUUCCUAAAAAGGUCUUUGAAAGAAGACUUUGAUUUGGGUGGAAUACCAAUCAGGAUCAUGCCGAGGUCCAUCGAAAGGAAAGCUGUGAACGGCACUAGCAAGAGCGGCCAAAUUACUAAUAGACUGUCUGAAAGGAUGUUCUCUGACAAGAGAAAAGUGUGUCCGGUUGAAUGGCAUUUUUAACUCGACUAGAUGGCUAUGGUUGUCCUCUUCAAUCACAGUAAUUUUAGCCUCGUUAUGCUGAGACUCUAAUUAUCCAAUGGUUACAAUUUUGACCUUUAUUGCAGGAUGUAAUUUUCUUUAGGAGAAUUAUUUUAGUUGUAGAUUAUAUUUUUCGUAUUUAACGUGAAAUUCUUAGUUGAGUGGUAGCACAGUUGCAGGAGGGAAUGAGGUUUAAGUGUAUGUUUAUUUAGGGUUUAGGGAUUUUAUUUUGUGUUUUGACAUAAAAAUGAUAUUUAACACCAUUCCUUUUAUUUUUAUCCUUCUUUU
Messenger RNA from Prunus mume (Japanese apricot), 2447 nucleotides. RefSeq names its product GTP-binding protein. Gene Ontology annotation, molecular function: GTP binding. NCBI's taxonomy places the organism in Eukaryota, Viridiplantae, Streptophyta, Magnoliopsida, Rosales, Rosaceae. The record is from RefSeq and is a predicted model, not a curated record.